Molecule: messenger RNA, 6723 nt
Organism: Chionomys nivalis (European snow vole)
Lineage: Eukaryota; Metazoa; Chordata; Mammalia; Rodentia; Cricetidae
Gene: Edem3
Product: ER degradation enhancing alpha-mannosidase like protein 3
Exons: 21
Coding region: 200-3046 (948 amino acids)
Biological process (GO): mannose trimming involved in glycoprotein ERAD pathway; endoplasmic reticulum mannose trimming; carbohydrate metabolic process
Cellular component (GO): membrane; endoplasmic reticulum
Molecular function (GO): calcium ion binding; mannosyl-oligosaccharide 1,2-alpha-mannosidase activity
Source: RefSeq, a predicted model, not a curated record
CGUGGAGGGCGGAGGGUGGUGGCAGCGCUGGCGCUGGGGACCGGCUCGGUGGCUUCGGCAAACAGUUUGGCGCCGGCGGCCGCCUGCCUCACUCCGCAGCCCGCCCUCGACACGGCUCGCAGACUCCUCGCCGCCGGCAGCCCGCGAUGUGGCCCACCGUGCGGGUGUAGCAGCUGCGCGUGCGCGGAACCGCGGGGCCAUGAGCGAAGCCGGCGGCGGUCGGGGCUGUGGGUGCCGGGUCCCCCAGCGAGCGCCAUGGAGCCUGGUGGCAGCGACGGCCUCUCUCUGCCUGGUGUUGGCCACGUCCGUGUGCACGGCGAGGGCCGCGCCCAUGAGUAGGGAAGAGAAGCAGAAGCUUGGAAAUCAAGUCCUGGAAAUGUUUGAUCACGCUUAUGGCAACUAUAUGGAACAUGCUUACCCAGCCGAUGAACUCAUGCCUUUAACCUGUAGAGGCCGCGUCCGAGGCCAGGAGCCGAGCCGGGGUGAUGUAGAUGAUGCCUUGGGAAAGUUUUCCCUAACACUGAUCGAUUCUUUGGAUACUCUGGUGGUUUUAAACAAAACGAAGGAAUUUGAAGAUGCAGUGAGGAAAGUUUUAAGAGAUGUUAAUUUAGAUAAUGAUGUAGUUGUGUCGGUCUUUGAAACAAACAUCAGAGUCCUUGGGGGUCUUUUAGGUGGACAUUCCCUGGCGAUCAUGCUGAAAGAAAAAGGUGAAUACAUGCAGUGGUAUAAUGAUGAACUUCUCCAGAUGGCAAAGCAGCUGGGCUACAGACUCUUACCAGCUUUCAACACUACCAGUGGCCUUCCUUAUCCGCGAAUUAAUUUAAAGUUUGGCAUCAGAAAGCCAGAAGCCCGGACGGGAACUGAGACAGACACCUGUACAGCCUGUGCGGGGACCUUGAUUCUUGAGUUUGCUGCAUUGAGUCGGUUCACAGGAGCAACAAUAUUUGAGGAAUAUGCAAGGAAAGCUCUUGAUUUUCUGUGGGAAAAAAGACAACGAAGUAGCAAUUUAGUAGGCGUGACUAUCAAUAUUCACACUGGAGACUGGGUUCGUAAAGACAGUGGAGUUGGAGCAGGGAUUGAUUCAUAUUAUGAGUAUCUGUUGAAAGCCUAUGUCUUGCUUGGAGAUGACAGUUUUCUGGAAAGAUUUAAUACACACUAUGACGCCAUAAUGAGGUAUAUUAGCCAGCCGCCUCUCCUACUUGAUGUGCACAUUCAUAAACCAAUGCUGAAUGCUCGGACCUGGAUGGAUUCUCUGCUUGCCUUUUUUCCAGGUUUGCAGGUCUUAAAGGGUGAUAUUAGACCUGCUAUUGAAACUCAUGAAAUGUUAUACCAGGUGAUUAAAAAACACAAUUUUUUACCAGAGGCAUUUACUACAGAUUUCAGGGUCCAUUGGGCUCAGCAUCCUUUAAGGCCAGAGUUUGCAGAAAGUACCUACUUCUUAUAUAAAGCUACAGGAGACCCUUACUACCUUGAAGUAGGAAAAACACUUAUUGAAAAUUUGAAUAAAUAUGCUCGAGUGCCUUGUGGAUUUGCUGCCAUGAAGGAUGUUCGCACUGGGAGUCAUGAGGACAGAAUGGAUUCGUUUUUCUUGGCUGAGAUGUUUAAGUAUCUCUAUCUGUUAUUUGCUGAUAAGGAAGACAUUAUUUUUGACAUAGAAGAUUACAUCUUUACAACAGAAGCCCAUCUAUUACCCCUUUGGCUCUCAACCACGAAUCGCAGCAUCUCUAAGAAGAACACAACCUCAGAAUACACAGAACUGGAUGAUAGUAAUUUUGAUUGGACUUGUCCAAACACUCAGAUUCUUUUUCCUAAUGAUCCAUUGUAUGCUCAGAGCAUCCGCGAACCCUUGAAAAAUGUGGUGGAUAAGAGCUGUCCAAGAGGCAUCAUCAGAGUAGAGGAGAGUUUCAGAAGUGGAGCUAAACCUCCUCUGAGAGCCAGAGAUUUUAUGGCCACUAACCCUGAGCAUUUAGAAAUCCUGAAGAAGAUGGGGGUGAGUUUGAUUCACCUCAAAGAUGGGCGAGUCCAGCUGGUCCAACAUGCAAUCCAAGCUGCUAGUGCAAUCGAUGCUGAAGAUGGGCUGCGGUUCAUGCAGGAGAUGAUUGAACUGUCAAGUCAGCAGCAGAAAGAGCAGCAGCUACCUCCACGAGCUGUACAAAUUAUUUCCCACCCAUUUUUUGGCAGGGUAGUCUUAACUGCUGGACCAGCUCAGUUUGGGCUGGAUCUAUCUAAACAUAAAGAGACAAGAGGAUUUGUUGCAAGCAGUAAACCAUAUAACGGUUGUUCAGAGCUCACUAACCCUGAGGCAGUGAUGGGGAAAAUUGCCUUGAUACAAAGAGGACAGUGCAUGUUUGCAGAAAAGGCCCGCAACAUCCAGAAUGCUGGAGCUAUUGGAGGCAUCGUUAUUGAUGACAACGAGGGGAGCAGCAGUGACACGGCCCCUCUGUUCCAGAUGGCAGGUGACGGGAAGGACACGGACGACAUCAAGAUCCCCAUGCUCUUCCUGUUCAGCAAAGAAGGAAGCAUCAUCCUGGAUGCCAUCCGGGAGCACGAGGAGGUGGAGGUCCUCCUUUCUGACAAAGCAAGAGACCGAGCAGCAAUAUUAAAAGGUAAAAUGAUUCCAAGCUACAUUAUUAACAGUAACCCUGAAAUGGAAAGUGAAGACCAGCCAUCUUCUGAAAACGAUUCUCAGAGUCAGAGUGUGGAACAGACGCUGUCCCUUUCUCAAACAGUUGACUUGGUUGAUCAGGAGACCCCCGAAAACCCUCUAGAUUCUCACUCAGAGCCAUCGUCCCCAGCAGACACUGAAGAAACUGCUGGCUUAGCCCCUUCUGAACAGAUACCUAGUUCCACAGAAAACCUUGAGACUACAAGUCUUGAUGGUGAAUGUACAGAUUUAGAUAACCAGCCUAAAGAACAAUCAGAAACUGAGGAAGAUUCCAAUCCUAAUGUUAGCUGGGGUAAAAAGGUCCAGCCUAUAGACUCCAUAUUAGCAGACUGGAAUGAAGAUAUAGAAGCAUUUGAAAUGAUGGAGAAGGAUGAACUCUGACUUUCUGUAAAGACUCUGGUGGUAGAUAUUUAAGAAGUAAAUUGAGGUUUUCUACAUCCUAUCCAAGCAGGCGCUCCUGGGAGGCUCUGAGCAGUGCUCAGGCACGUUCUGACUGGGUAAGUAGUUCCCGUAGCAACCUGGAGCAUGCUGUGUUAGAGCUGACCUCACCGAAACUGUCCUAUCCAAAGAGGAAACUCACAACCCCUCAAAUGACGCUACUGCGUACCCUCAGCUCUCAGGCCAGGGAAAGAUGACUGGCCACUCUUGGGUAGCUGAUAGGAAGUGGGAACUGCAGUCAGUGCAGCUUCCUACCUGAAGGGAGCUUCACUGCCAUGGGUUCGGGGUGGGAAGCCCUUCUGAGAAGAUUUGAUUGAGUGUUGUGGUGUUCUGGUCUUGCUGCCGUCACAGGAACACUUUCAGUGACCCACGGCCUUUGAAGCAGAUGCAUUCAGGGUAACAGCUGUUUCUGCUCAUUGCUUUCAUCUGCUUCAUUCAGUGACGGUCAAGAUGACUUGAUUUCUUUCUUCUUUUCUCCCAACAAUGUCCUCGCAUAUAAGCCAAAGGUGACGCUAGUGUACUUUCUCCAGUGAGUUUUCCUAUAAAGACCUACUGUGGGGCCAGGAAGAGGGACAUAGAGAUACAGUGAAAACUGGUUGCUUGAUCCUUGGGGUAAGCAGAGAGAAAGAGAAACUAUAAUGUUGCAAUAUCAACUUCCCAUUGGGCCUGUAGGGGAAGCUAUGGCGACUCUAGUGGGAAGCAACAUUAGCUCCUUGGGGGUAGAUUAUAUGUCUUUUCCAGUUCAUUUCUCUUAAGGUGGUUACUCUAGCCAUCAGCCUUAGUCCAUCCCUUGUGAGCCAGAAGGCUCAUCCCAAGCCCCAGUCCAUUUUCCUAUCUUAUAGGGAGCCCUGAUAAGCAAUGGUAGUAGUCUGUAGUCUCGGGGUGAUCACCAUCUUUCUCCUUUGAAGCUGACUGAUUUCUGGCAUUACACCUAAGGAGUCUGUCACAUUUUCUGUUGAAUCAUGGAUUUAGGUUUGUUUAAUUUUGUUUUAGCAAAUACUCCUUCUGAUGUGGAUUUGAAAAUUAGCCUCUGGUGACCUGUGUAAAAAAACUAAAUAGCCAUAUAAGUAAAAGAAAGAGAUUUUUCUUUUUCUUUUUUUUUCUGUGGCAGUUUGGGCUGGCCACAUUUAAUUAUUUUCGGUUUUGCUUAUUGAUAGUUCUACAUUGAAAUCAUGGUUUUAUUCAUUUUAUUUAUUUUAAGCUUACUUUAAUACUUCUAAAAGAAUAUUUGAGAGACCUAAUUCCUUUUUACCAUGGCGUUACACAAUAACCUUUUUCUAAACCAUGGUUUUGAGGUACUGAAUAACUUAGACUAUAUAUAUGGAGCUGUUGAAGACAGCAGAGCUGUAUUGUAGUUAUGUAUAUUCAUGUACAGUAUGUCUUAGGUCCCAGGGAAACAUGCCCUUUUAUAAGGGGAUAAAUACCUGCUUUCAAAAAUUCCAGCUCAACCUAAUUGGGUCAGUGAGUAAUAAAUCUUAAAGAAUUCUCUGGGUCAUGGGGUAGUAUAACAAGUUCUUUAUUGGCUCUUAGUUAAACCUGACACCAAAAUGGGUAUUUUUAGUCUCUCUGCAUGUGAAGUUUGGUGCAAGAAGAUAGAACCAUAAUACAUAGCAUAUACAGAAGGGUAGAUGUGCUUUGUUUAUCAAGAAGAUAGAACCAUAAUACAUAGCGUAUACAGAAGGGUAGAUGUGCUUUGUUUAUCAAGAAGAUAGAACCAUAAUACAUAGCGUAUACAGAAGGGUAGAUGUGCUUUGUUUAUCUUAAUUGCAAAGCUGCCAAAAUAGCUGAAGCUUAACUACUUGAUUUAUGGGACUGGGGCUUGGAGAAAAGGAACAGAUGUUCCUCUGAUACUUUGAUUACAGAAGCCUUAUAUGUAUUGAUUUUGUAUUUGUAGUUCAAAGCCAUUGUUGUUUAAAUCUAACUCUUUCAAGUUAUCAAAGCAGCAUAAUUUUUUUUCCCUCAAGAACUUAAUGGCAUGAAGAAUCCAUACUAGAAAAGGCCAGCUUACUGCCACUUGCUGUUUUUUUGGCCACUAGGAGGCGCUGUUGCCCUUCAUUAAGGUUUAGAUGAGCCUAUUUGUUUUGAAAGUCAAAUCCUUUAAAGGAACACAUUUAAGACGUUUUGCUUACUGUCUAGAAGGAAUAAUACUCAGUUUGUCCCUACCUAAGAAAGGAGAUAUAUGUUCAGCUUCAGAACACAGCAUUCUAACUGAUUCCCCAUUCACUUUCUCAUUUGACAUACUGCCAUAAAGUAAUCUUUGAGUUCAUUAGAAAAUUUUAACAGCAUAGAUUCCUUUUUAAAUUUUUUUGUUGUUGUUUGUUAAAAACUUUUCAUAGAUAUUUUAUUUACUUGCUGAAGAUUCAGGGACUUCUGACCCUGAGUUUAGAAACAUCUGGUCUACCUCAGUUAAAUGUUGACUGCUUGGAACUAGAGCUGAAAUGAUCACCACAGCCAUAAACUUGUUUGACUAAGAAAGAUUUAUAUAAUGUUUACAAACCUGGAAUCAAGUGCGGAUCUUACCUGAAAGUUGAAAGUUACCUGUUAGAGCAAGUAUUUAAUUCAGGUAUUUUCAAGUUUUAAAACUUGUUUACCUAAUAAAAAUAGGUAUAGUUUUUUUUUUACCCUCACAUAAAAAGUCCAUUGAAAUUAUAUUCCCUAAUUUACAAUGCUUUCCCUCUAAAACUUAAGUGUGAAAGAACUGUAGUUUACUAGAUAUGUUUGGGGUGGAUUAUUUUGCUAAGUUUUCUUUUUUUUUCUUUUUAACCUAUGUAAUAAGCUUCCAAAAAGAGUAUAAUUGUUUCAGAACAAAUUAUUUUGUAAUUUUACUUUUCCUUUUUCUUUACAGUGCUAGAUAUUUUAAAAUGAAAAAUUAUGUACUCUCUGACUUUAAUUUCACUAAUGUAAUAAUUUUCUCGGAAUUCUUUUAGUUUUAAAUUAUCAUCAUAUAAACCUUUCUUAUAGCAAAACCAGCAUUUGUUCUCUCACCAGAUCCCCAUGCCAGAUUCAUCAUAAAGAAAGCUCAGCCUAAGUAAUUGAAAUAGUGCUUAUAAUUUUAGAGGGGUGGGUAGCAUUUAGUAAAUAUUCCAACUGGUCGUUUUAUGCACAAGGCUACAGUCAGAACAUAGAAAAAAACAUUCUGUGAAUGAAACAUUGUAUGUUCAGAUUUUAUAAAAGACAUUUUUAAAAGCCCAAUUUACAGCCGUAUAUUUUCUUAUGAUGUAAUUUAUGAAAAAGCUGUCUGUACUAACAGGUGCUGUAACACUACUGUUGUUGGGUUUUAUUGUUUGGUGAUAAAUGUAUACAAUAUUUCUAAUGGAAACUAUGUACUGUGAUGUAAAAGUCUGGGCAAAUGUAUAUAAUCCUUGUACAUAAUUGUGUAUUUGAUUAUAUUACUGAUUGUAAAUUUAAUAAAACAUGUAAAUAUGCUGGUCUAGUUUUAAAUUCUGAAUUUUUAAAAUCAUUGUGCAAAUAUCUAGAAUUUGGUAUCUGUUUUCUUUUUGUUUCUCUUUACCACAGGGCAGUGAAUUUGGGGUCAUUUUGGAAUAUAGAAACCCAGGCAAACAUCAGUUCUAAAACUCAUAGUGCCUAGUCAAAUUAGAAUUCAAAAUAAAUACUAAUAA